AUUUUUUCACAUGGUGAAUCGUGUCUUGUUUGUUGUGCAGUUUAUUUUUCUGAACUGACAGAACCUUGCAAGGUUGUCUCAUUGUGCCUCUAAUAGUCGCACUGGAAGUAUAGUAGGCAGUGGCUGAUGGUCUCUCUUUAGUAUCGCGCGAGGAUAUUAUUUCCCCUGAAGAUCGGGUUGUGGAAGUGACAGAAACAUGGCUGAUAAAGAAAAAGAUGAUACUGCAGCUGAAGCUCCCAAGUCCAAGAAAAUGAAGUACAGAAGGGAUAAACCUUGGGAUCAUGAUGGAAUUGAUCAUUGGAAAAUCGAUCCGUUCAAACCAGAAGAUAUGACAGCGCCACUAACCGAGGAGAGCUCCUUUGCCACUCUUUUCCCCAAGUACAGAGAAACCUACCUGAAGCAGAUAUGGAGCACAGCGCAGAAAAAGCUAAAAGAAUUUGCCAUUACUGGAACAUUGGACCUUGUAGAAGGCAGCAUGACAGUUGCUACAACACGUAAAACAUGGGACCCGUGGUCCAUCAUGAAUGCCCGUGACAUGAUCAAGCUUCUGGCCAGAAGCGUACCUAUUGAACAGGCUGUUCGGAUAUUCGAGGACGAUGUUGCCUGUGAUGUAAUUAAGAUCGGUGGAAUGGUACGGAACAGGGAGCGGUUUGUAAAAAGAAGACAGCGACUCCUUGGGCCAGCAGGGGCAACCUUGAAGGCACUGGAACUACUCACAGAGUCCUAUAUCAUGGUACAGGGAAACACAGUGGCAUGCGUCGGACCUUUCACUGGUCUCAAGCAGGCACGGCGUGUUAUUCUGGAUACAAUGAAGAACAUCCACCCAGCGUACAACAUCAAGAUAUUGAUGAUCAAACGUGAACUUAUGAAAGAUGAAUCAUUGAAGCAUGAGUCCUGGGAUCGCUAUCUACCCAAGUUCAAGAAGACCACUACAAAGCGCAAGAAGACUGGUCCUAUCAAGAAGAAAGAGUACACUCCAUUCCCACCGCCACAGCAGGAGAGCCAGGUUGAUAAGGACCUUGCUGCUGGUGAGUACUUCAUGAAGGCUAAGGAGAAGGAGAUCCGCAAGAGGGAGCAACAGAAGGCCAAGCAACAACUAGCAUCCGAGGCGCAGAAGGAAAGAAGAGCAAAGAGCUUUGUUCCGCCGGAAGAGCCAUCAGAGCGGAAAAAGCGCAAGUCAACAGAACCAGCAUUUGAAGGACCCACAGCGAAGAAACUUAAGAAGGUGAUUGACUCAUACUAGCAGCAUUUUAGCUGAUGUUUGCUGAUGUCUGCUGAUGUUUGCUGAUGUCACGCUACUGCUACUGCUACUGCUAUACUAGUGCUGCUCUUGCUGUUCCGUGCUAUUGUUUUUUAAGUUGUACAUACUCCAGUCUAGGUAACCCUUGCCCACCGUGUACAUACGCUAUACUGAUUUUUUCUCCUGUGUUUGGUAGAGUUUGAGUUGAACUUUCCCUAAAGUUCUAUUUAUUUUUUAACAUGACGUACGUUUCUACAACGAUUGUCAUGGAGAUGGCAACAUGAGACCAUGCCUAAUGAAACCCGAACAGUGCUACUGGCACAUGUCCUUCCCUA
Messenger RNA from Sycon ciliatum, 1575 nucleotides. RefSeq lists its product as uncharacterized. The coding region runs from base 197 to 1243 and encodes 348 amino acids. Gene Ontology annotation, molecular function: RNA binding. Gene Ontology annotation, cellular component: nucleolus; small-subunit processome. Lineage: Eukaryota; Metazoa; Porifera; Calcarea; Leucosolenida; Sycettidae. The transcript has 11 exons. The record is from RefSeq and is a predicted model, not a curated record.